This is a messenger RNA of Neltuma alba, 1713 nucleotides long. Its product is annotated as GDSL esterase/lipase At2g42990. NCBI's taxonomy places the organism in Eukaryota, Viridiplantae, Streptophyta, Magnoliopsida, Fabales, Fabaceae. Bases 22 to 1098 code for a protein of 358 amino acids. The record is from RefSeq and is a predicted model, not a curated record. Gene Ontology annotation, molecular function: hydrolase activity, acting on ester bonds. The transcript is spliced from 3 exons.
AAUCUUAAGAGAGCAAGUGGGAUGGGAAAAUUCCGUAGUACCCUUCUCUUAGUUUGUUUGAUUCAAGUCUUGUUCUUCUUCAUCUCAUCAGCAAGCAGCAGCAGUAGUAGUGGAAAGAAAGUUCCAGCGAUUAUCGUGUUUGGUGACUCGUCUGUGGAUUCUGGGAACAACAACUUCAUCCCCACCAUAGCGAGAAGCAACUUCGAGCCUUAUGGACGUGACUUCUUCGGUGGCUUUCCCACUGGAAGGUUCUCCAAUGGCAGAAUCCCUCCCGACUUCAUCUCCGAAGCCUUUGGCCUCAAACCCUACGUUCCUGCUUACUUAGAUCCUUCCUAUAAUAUCUCUGAUUUUGCUGUCGGUGUUUGCUUUGCUUCUGCUGGUACUGGCUAUGACAAUGCCACUUCUAAUGUUGCUGAUGUGAUACCAUUAUGGAAAGAAGUGGAGUACUACAAGGAGUACCAGAAGAAGCUAAGGUCUCAUCUUGGCACCGACAAGGCGAACAAGAUAAUAAGAGAAGCUCUAUACCUAGUGAGCAUAGGAACAAACGAUUUCCUGGAAAACUAUUACACUUUACCGGAACGACAACUUGAGUUCACAAUUGAGGAGUACGAGGAUUUUCUGAUAGGUUUAGCAGAGAACUUCCUUAGAGGGCUGUAUGACCUUGGAGCAAGGAAGGUGUCCCUCACAGGGGUCCCUCCAAUGGGGUGCUUGCCCCUGGAAAGGGCCACCAACAUUUUGGAGUACCAUGGAUGUGUGGAGGAAUACAACAAUGUGGCGUUGGAGUUCAAUGGGAAGUUGGGUCAGUUGGUGACGAAACUGAAUAAGGAGCUUCCUGGGUUUCAAUUGGUUGAUGCAAAUGCAUUUGACUUCAUACUGCAAAUUAUCACACAGCCUUCUCGGUUUGGUUUUGAAGACUCAGGAGUGGGGUGUUGUGGAACAGGCAGAUUUGAGAUGGGUUUUCUGUGCGAUCCAAACAGUCCUUUCACCUGCCCUGAUGCCAAUAAAUAUGUAUUCUGGGAUGCCUUCCACCCUUCUGCCAAAACCAGUCAGCUUGUCUCUAAUUAUAUCACUCAAACUCAUCUUUCCAAGUUUCUCUGACAUUGUUUUAAUUUGUUUCUUUCUCAUAUAUUUUCAUAAAUCUUGAUGACCAAAAUCACAUUAUCAUUAUUAUAAUAACUAUUUUAAUAAAAUAUCAGUCUUUAAUUACUGUAUUAAUUAUUAUGCACCUGUGAUUUUGGUUAACAAUUUGUGUCUACAAGAAAAUGUUACUUUAUAUAUUGCUGUAAUUUGUUUAGUAAGUUGAACAGAUAUCUGUUUUUUUAUAUUGUUAUAAUCCUGUCUUUAUUUCAUUAUUUUUAAUUUAAUGAAAUAUCCAAAAUAACUUUUUGUUUAGUUGUUAAAAUUCUGAGAAUUGGAUAUAUAUUUUGCUUGUAUUUUUGGUUAUCUUAUAAUGUGAAAGGCAUUCUAUAAAUUUUUCGCUGAGCAUCUGGAAAAUGUGGAAGAAGGCAUAGGAAUUCCCAUUUCUCUGUAAAGUAGUAGAGAUAUAUUUAUAUUUAUUGCAUUUGUAAUAUCGUCUUAUAUAUCAUCACUAUACAAUGACAAUUAAUUCAAUUAUCUUUUUUUAUUUAUGGACACAAAUUUUGAUUUCAUUUCAUCCUAUAUGUAUACCGAACAAAUCUUAGACUAUCGUUUAUAUUUAAUGUUUACUGUUUA